Phycomyces blakesleeanus NRRL 1555(-) is the source of this 4341-nucleotide messenger RNA. RefSeq lists its product as hypothetical. The transcript is spliced from 4 exons. The coding region runs from base 1 to 4224 and encodes 1407 amino acids. Lineage: Eukaryota; Fungi; Mucoromycota; Mucoromycetes; Mucorales; Phycomycetaceae. Gene Ontology annotation, biological process: L-lysine biosynthetic process. The record is from RefSeq and is a predicted model, not a curated record. Gene Ontology annotation, molecular function: L-aminoadipate-semialdehyde dehydrogenase [NAD(P)+] activity; phosphopantetheine binding.
AUGCCAUCCCAAAACUUACCUGGCAAUCAGGCCAACACGGAUCGUCUCCAAGUAUGGAAGACCCGUCUCCAGAAUCUCACAGAUCUAUUGGUCCCAACCGAUUAUCCACGUCCAUUGCCUGCUCGUACUGUAGAAGAGAAGGCUACAAUCGAUCUCCCAGAGCAAACUCUCUUGAGUAUUCUCCAGAUAUCUAUGGGAACAGCCACAAAAGACGGUCAGCACCCCACUCCCUUCACAAUUCUUCUCAGUGCAUUUGCUGUCCUUCUUCAACGCUAUACUGGUGAUGAAGAAUUUGCUGUCGGAACCUCAUCCCUCUCCGGAAAUCCCUUGGUUCUCAAGCUCAAUGUGGAUCCCACCCAGAGCUUUGAGGAAAUUAUCAAGAUGGUACACACAGUUGAAAAAGAAGCUCUGGAUGAAGAGGUGCCUUUUGAGAAGCUCAGUGAGCUUAUGGAUACACACACUGACCCCGACAGCAGGCGUCCUCUUUUCCGAGUUCGUUUCUAUAACGAGACUGAUACUCCAUCUCAAAAGCAGCUGUCUUCUACCUCUGCAAAUGCUGAUCUUACUAUCUUCAUUACUUCACCCGAAGCCAGCACCUCCUUACGUACCUCAUUCUUGCGUCCCAUCUCUAUACGGGUCGUAUACAACCAAAUAUUAUUUUCCCCUAGACGUAUCCAAUACCUUUUAUCACAAAUCAAGACAGUUUUAGAAACAUCAUCCAAGCAGAAUCUGCCUGUAGGCCAAAUACCCAUAUCUGAUUUGGGGGAAAGUGACUGUCCUUUGCCAGAUCCCAAGGCAGACUUACAUUGGUCUUUGUGGAGAGGUGCAAUCAGUGAUAUCUUUAGUGAAAACGCCAAGAGACACCCGCAGCGCGCAUGUAUUGUUGAGUCCCUUGAAGAUGGAGGCCGCGUAUCGUACAGCUACCAGAACAUUCACCAUGCUUCUAACCUCGUCGCCCGUUAUCUUGUUGAGCAGGGUAUUCAGCGUGAGGAUGUGGUUAUGAUCUAUGCCUAUCGUGGUGUGGAUCUUGUUGUGGCCAUUAUGGGUGUACUUAAAGCUGGUGCUACCUUUAGUGUUAUUGACCCUGCCUAUCCCCCUGCUCGUCAGGAAGUCUAUCUGUCAGUAGCAAGACCUCGCGGCUUAAUUAUCAUUGAUCGUGCUUGUUCUAUUGCCGAGUCCGUGCGUGAAUAUAUCAAGAAGGAACAAAACGUAAUUUGCGAAAUCCCUGCUCUACGUAUCGAUGCCAAUGGUCUAUUGUCUGGUGGUGUUUUACCUGGUGAUGCCAAGGAUGUAUUUGAUCCAAUUCGUUCCAAGGCUGCGGAUAAUAUUAAUAUCGUCAUUGGUCCUGACAGCAUUGGCACUCUUAGUUUUACUAGUGGAAGUACUGGUAUACCCAAGGGUGUUCGUGGUCGUCAUUUUGCACUCACUCAUUUCUAUCCCUGGAUGGCACAGGAGUUUGGAAUUACUGAAAACGAUAAAUUCACCAUGCUAUCCGGUAUUGCUCACGAUCCCAUUCAACGUGACAUAUUUACUCCUCUCUUCUUUGGCGCCGAGUUACAUAUUCCUACUGCCGAAGAUAUUGGUAUUCCUGGCCGUCUUGCCGAAUGGAUGAACCACACAAAGGUUACAAUUACUCAUUUGACUCCUGCCAUGGGCCAGUUACUUUCUUCGCAUGCUCAGACCGAUAUUCCUACCUUACGCAAUGCUUUCUUUGUUGGUGACAUCUUGACCAAGCGUGAUGCCGCUCGUAUCCAGCAGUUUGCUCCUAAUGUUGCUGUUAUCAACAUGUAUGGUACCACCGAAACUCAGCGCUCUGUUUCGUACUUCGUCGUUCCUUCGCGAGCUUCGCACCCAGCUUUCUUGAGUUCUCAAAAGGAAGUAAUACCCGCUGGUAAGGGUAUGGUCAACGUUCAGUUGCUGGUAGUCAAUCGUCAAGACCGCACCAAGCUAUGUGGUGUCGGAGAGAUUGGUGAGAUCUAUGUACGUGCACCUGGUCUGGCCGAAGGUUAUUUGGGUUUGCCCGAAGCCACCGCAGAAAAGUUUAUUCCCAACUGGUUUGUCGCCGAUCCUAACCAAGAAAUCAAGUCUAAGGCCGUAGUUCAAGGUGAUGCAUGGAAAGAAUUCUGGAAGGGCAAACGUGAUCGUAUGUACCGUUCUGGUGAUUUGGGUCGCUACAGACCUGACGGUGAUGUUGAAUGCACUGGUCGUGCUGAUGAUCAGGUCAAGAUUCGCGGUUUCCGUAUUGAACUGGGAGAGAUUGACACUCACUUGUCCCAGCAUCCUAUGAUCCGUGAGAAUGUUACACUCGUCCGUCGUGACAAGAACGAAGAACAGACCUUGGUUGCCUACUUUGUUCCAGUUCAGAACAUGAGUUCUGAAUUUGCUAGUGCCGCUGAGGACGAUGAAGACAAAGGAGAGAGUGCUGACGUCCGCUCUCGUCACCGCUACCGCCGUUUGAUAAAGAAUGUGCGUGAUUAUCUCAAGCAGAAGCUGCCUUCGUACGCAAUCCCUGCCGUGUUUGUGCCUUUGAUCCGAAUGCCCCUUACUCCCAACGGCAAGGUUGACAAGAAUGCCCUUCCUUUCCCUGACACUGCUCAAUUUAAUGGAAAUGCCGUGCCGGUAAAAGCCCCUUCUGCUGAUUCUGUUGCUAGUGGACUAUCAUCAUACACAGCAAAUGAACGUAUCAUCCACUCCAUUUGGCAAACCCUUCUUCCCUCUCCUGAUCCGGUCAUUGCUCUUGAUGACAAUUUCUUUGACUUGGGUGGGCAUUCCCUCAUUGCUACCCGCCUUGUGUUUGAGAUCCGCCAAAAAUUCCAGGUCGAAGCACCUCUUGGUCUUGUGUUUGCUGAGCCCACUAUUCGCGGUCUUGCUCGUGAAGUUACUGCCUUGCAACGUAAUGACACCUUGUUGGCGGAAGAUUCGCUCGACAACGAGACCGUGAAGCCCAAGGAAGUCAUCAACUAUGCAGCAGAUGUUGAUGUGUUGGCUGCUGACUACCUCCAGAAGUCGUAUCCCCCUCUUGCUGUAAACAAAGGUGUCCGUACAUUUGUGCUAACUGGUGCCACUGGUUUCUUGGGUGCAUUUAUUCUUGCCAAAAUAUUGGAGCAUAAGAAUACCCGUGUCGUAUGUGUCGUUCGUGCCAAGAAUAGUGCUGGUGCUUAUGAGCGUGUCAAGAAGGCUGCAAUUGGACAUUUGGUCUGGGACGAUAGCUGGGAGACCGAUAAACGAGUUGAAGGUAUCUGUGGUGAUCUUGGAAGCGAGCGUCUUGGUCUUUCUGAAGCUACGUGGAAUGACUUGGCCACUCGUGCUGACUGCGUUAUUCACAAUGGUGCGCUUGUUCAUUGGGUUUAUCCUUAUCAGCAAUUGCGGGCUCCCAAUGUCCUCGGUACUCUUUGGGGUAUGCGUCUGGCAUCUGAGAAGAAACAAAAGUCUUUCCACUUUGUUUCUUCGACAUCUGUACUAGACACCGCUUACUACGUUGGCUUUGGCGAGAAUCAAAAGGUUCCAGAAUCCGAUUCUCUUGAAGGUUCCCGUACUGGACUGGAUUCCGGCUAUGGACAGAGCAAGUGGGUUGCUGAGAAGCUAAUUAUGGAAGCCAGAAAGCGUGGAAUGCCUGCUACUAUUAUUCGCCCUGGCUAUAUUCUUGGUGACUCUCACACUGGUGUUACCAAUACUGAUGAUUUCAUCUGGCGUCUUAUUAAGGGUUGCGUUGAGCUCAAGUACAUUCCCUCAAUUUCUAACAACGUCAACCUAUGCUCCGUGGACUAUGUGGCUUCUGUUGUAGCUUCUGCCGCCCUCUACGAUCAGGAUUCUGCUUCUCGUGGUAUAUUCCAAGUUACACACCCUGCCAACUUUACCUUUAACAAUCUGUUCCAAACAUUGUUAACCUUUGGAUACGAGUGCAAGCAAACCGAGUAUAUUGACUGGCGUAACAAGCUGAUGGAGUACACACUUCAGUCACAAGACCACUCUCUUUUCCCCCUUCUCCACUUUGUCUUGGAUGAUCUCCCGACCUCAACCAAGAGUGCCCAGUUAGACGACACAAACACACAAGCAAUUCUUGCACACGAAAAGGUUAAAUGUCCUUUGAUGGGUGAUAACCUGUUGGGUCUUUACUACGCAUACCUCAUCAAGGCUGGAUAUAUGCCUAAGCCCACUCUUCCCGGAAAAGCACUCCCUGUCCUUGAUGGGCAUGUUACUUUGCUGAAGCGCAGUGGCGUCUGAUUUUUUUUAAUAUUUCCAUUGUUUCCUUUAACAUCCUCAAAAUUCCUGUAUUAUAUGAAAUCGUUUUGUCUUCAAAUUUUAAAAUAAUAAAAACACACUACAAAUGCAUUUACACUU